AUGGACAUCCCCACAGCACCUCCGCCCUGCCGCGCCACCAAGACCCUGCAGAAGCGGAGGCUGGAAGCACUGGGUGCCCUCCACUAUGUGUUGGCUUUCUGGUUGCUGGCUCCAUUCUCCAUCGUCCUCUUCAUCUACAUGCUCUUCACACGGCUCUGGUUUCUGACUGUUCUCUACUUGAUGUGGAUCUACCUGGACCGGGACACCCCUAGCCAAGGAGGAAGACGGAAUGAUAGCACAAGGCACUGGGAAAUUUGGAAACACCAGAGGGAUUAUUUCCCCAUCAAGCUGGUGAAGACAGCAGAGCUGCCCCCCAACCAGAACUACGUGCUGGGAGCCCACCCCCAUGGGAUCAUGACCACAGCACCCUUCUGUAACAUUCUCACUGAGUGCAACAGCUUCUCCCGACGCUUCCCGGGUCUGCAGCCCUGGAUAGCCACACUGGCUGGCAUCUUUUAUAUCCCUGUGUUCCGGGACUACAUCAUGCUCAUUGGACUGCGUCCUGCAAGUCGUCACAGCCUGGACUUUGUCCUGUCGCAGCCCCAGAUGGGCAAGGCAGUGGUCAUCACCAUUGGGGGUGUUCGGGAGGCUCUGUACACGGCCCCUGGCAGGCACUGCCUCAAACUCCUGAAUCGCAAAGGGUUCAUUCGCCUGGCGCUGAGACACGGAGCCUCCUUGGUGCCCAUGUACUCAUUUGGGGAGAAUGACAUAUUUAAAUGUAAGGCUUUUCCCAGGGGCUCUUGGCAGUACAUGUGGCAGGUCACCUACAAGAAGAUCACAGGCUUGCCUUUGUGCAUUUGCUGGGGCCGAAGUAUCUUCUCGCGCAAUUUCUGGGGUCUCCUGCCCUUCCCCAAGCCUAUGACCACUGUGGUGGGCGCCCCCAUCCCCGUGCCCCAGCUCAGCGUACCGACUGUGGAGCAGGUUGACCACUACCACAGACUCUACAUGGAGGCCCUGGAGCGACUGUUUGAGGAGCACAAGGAAAGCUGUGGUGUCCCCGCCUCCACACACCUCACCUUCCGCUAGGCGUGGGCUCACCUACCAUGGAGUUCUGAGACCCCAUCUGCUGCCCUGCUCCAUCCAAUAAAGCCUGUGGUGGAAGUGAGUACGACCUGGCACAGCGCCCCAGGUCUGGUCCUGUCCUGUCCUAUCGUGCUGCAGAGCUGUACCUGCGAUUAGGGCUCAGGACCCUGACUCUCCCACCAGGG
Molecule: messenger RNA, 1208 nt
Organism: Ochotona princeps (American pika)
Lineage: Eukaryota; Metazoa; Chordata; Mammalia; Lagomorpha; Ochotonidae
Product: 2-acylglycerol O-acyltransferase 3-like
Exons: 7
Coding region: 1-1026 (341 amino acids)
Biological process (GO): triglyceride biosynthetic process
Cellular component (GO): endoplasmic reticulum membrane
Molecular function (GO): diacylglycerol O-acyltransferase activity
Source: RefSeq, a predicted model, not a curated record